CGAAACCCUAGAUAUUGAAUCGAGUGAGCUGUCAUAUUCAUAGACGUUUUGACCGAUUUUGUACGUAAACUGAGGCACGCCUAUCUUAAUUUAAAAUUAAAACAAUGUGUUCAAGACAGUGAUAUAAAACAUCAAUUUAUAGCAAGGACUACUUUAUUUUAUGGUUAAUUUUGAGUGAACGUACUUACCUCUUCGUUUUAAAAACUUUUUCAGUUAUCACAUUUUGCAAUUGCCGGGUGCAUUUAUAAAAGCAGUGAUUAUAUUUUAUAUGUGAACUGAAGCCUGUGAUUUGAACAAUUUUGUGCAUUUUUCGUUGACUUUUAGGUAUAAACAUUCAAAAAUAGAUACCAAUAUGUCACAUCUAGUUACCAGUGUCGUAGAAAAAUACAACGAUAUAUUAGAGCAUGGAGAUCCUAGGGUGGAAGGAUGGUGGAUGAUGGAUAGUCCAAUACCAACUCUAUUUAUAUGUAUGUUCUACGCAGUUUUUUCCAAAGUGAUAGGUCCUAAAUUAAUGGAAAAUAAGAAACCAUUUGAUCUUAGGGACGUUUUAAUAGUAUACAAUUUUCUACAAACUUUAUUUAGUAUUUGGUUAAUGUAUGAAUAUUUAAUGAGUGGAUGGUGGGGCAGCUAUAGUUUUCAGUGUCAACCUGUAGAUUAUUCAAAUAAUCCCGUAGCUUUAAGGAUGGCAAGGACGUGUUGGUGGUACUAUUUCUCGAAAUUUACGGAGUUCUUCGAUACGCUUUUCUUUAUUUUAAGGAAAAAAAAUAGUCACGUAUCCACGCUACACGUCAUCCACCACGGUUGUAUGCCAUUCUCAGUAUGGAUGGGAGUUAAAUUUGCUCCAGGUGGCCACAGUACAUUCUUUGCCCUAUUAAACACUUUCGUUCAUAUUAUUAUGUACUUUUAUUACAUGAUUGCUGCCAUGGGUCCAGAAUACCAAAAAUACAUCUGGUGGAAGAAGUACCUGACUAGUUUACAACUUGUUCAAUUCGUCGCUAUUUUCACUCACCAGUUCCAACUUAUGUUCGUUGAGUGUAAUUAUCCAAAAGCGUUUAUGGUGUGGAUCGCCCUCCACGGAAUCAUGUUCCUAUUCUUGUUCUCCGACUUUUAUAAAGUCAAGUACAUGGGCCCGAAAAAGGCUGUGAAAAGAAGCGAUAACGGAAUUUGUAUGCCACUUCUUGAAGAAGAAAAAUCAAACGGCGUAACAAAAUCCAGUAGUAACGGAAGCGCAAACAACGGCUACAUCAAAAGUGAAUUCUCAGAAUCAUACGAAGGUUACGCGAACGGAAGCACAAAGGGAUUCGUUACACAAUCUAUAACCAAACCAAACAACACCAAGAAGAUAGAGUAGAUAAGAUCAAUUGUUUUUGUUUUUAAUUUUACCUAGGUUUAAUAUUUAUAUAUCAAUUACAUCAAAUGAUUUUGUAACAAGACCUGGAAAUUGCUACUCAAUAAAAUUAAUUUAUAAAAAAAUAGUAUCCAAGAGUUUUUACACAAAAUUAACAAUCCUUUUUAUGUUUUAUAUUGUCUGUUAUUUUAAUGGAGCAAAAAUCUUCUGACAUUUAGGGAACCAGUACAUCACUUGUUUAAUUUUACACAUUUAUUUCUUCCCUGUAGGUACUGGUCUCAAACUUAAAUGUGAUGAUGAUGUGGUAUAUUAGACUAAACAGUACUCUAAAAUGAGACAAAUUGGCCAAGAUUAAGGUAAUUCCCUUUGAAGUGGUAGAAAAACCGACUCCUAGUCACACAUGUAAUUAAGUAGUGAAUCUUGUGUUGAAAGAUGAUAAUAAUUGCAAUCCUUUAAGUGGAAGUAGAAGUCUGAGCAUUUACCAUCACCUACAAAUAACUGGUAAAGAUUUCUACCUCUACAUACACAUACUAAAACAAAAGUUGUACAAGAGAAAAACAUUAUUUCAAACUUCAUUUCUCAUGAUAUACAGAAAAACAUUCGUUGCAUAAUGCUACAUCACUUUUUUGGCAAAUGAGAUCGGUCUUCUUCAAUUUAUUAUUUGAACUGCAAUUAGCGCAUCUGCCUCUACAGUAAGUGCCUUUGAUUUUUGAUUAGUCUUUGUGGACCACUUUUAAUCCGAUUUUUGGAAGAUGAAACAUCCACACGGUUCUUGUUAUUAUUUACUUCUGGCUCUAAGUCACUGUCAGAAAGUACAUGUAUAUCAUAAUAUGCAUUUUAUAUUCGUGGUACAGAUCUCUUCGGUAGAAUAAUCUAUAUCUAAAACUGAAUGGUUAGAAUCUUCAUCAUCGCUUCCUGUGAAAUCGAAAGUUUAAUGAGUUUGUUGAUGACAUUAAGAUGUGUCUGAUGUUACAGCAAUAUAUGAGCUUGAAGUAGAAGCAGUAUUUGUGCAUGAAUUAGAUCCAGUGAUGCACUUAGUCAAAGAGGGUAUAGGUAAAAUAUUGUCUUCUGCAUCAGAAUCACCUUCAUAGUUGGACAUGCAAUAAUUAUCAUCAUCGGUAUCAUCCAUGCCUUUAUUUAUUACUACUACUACUAUUUUCUGCAGUGAGAAGCGCUUGCCAUCGUCUUUUCAUAUUUUCAGUUAUUGGAAAAAACGUUUCUCUCAAUAUUAACCCAGGACAUAUUUUCCCAAAAACUUACAAAAGAUAUCUUAUUUCCAAUAUGUGUUGGCAAAUAUAUAUUUUAUUAUUGCAAAAUAUGUUUCACGAUUUUACACCAAUAUACUUUUUAUUGGCCCAUAUUUCCAUGAAUAAACUAAUAAAAAAUUAAAAUAAAUUAUUAUAACAAUAACAUUGGUAAAGUACCCUACACAAAUGCACACUGGUAGCUAUAUUUACCGCUGAACGACCUUUAGAUUGGUGCAGGCAUACGCGAAACUGGUGUCAGUAUCAGAAACUUAAGAACAGUGGUAGAUAUAGCUACCAAGUGUAAGAACAGUGGAUAACUUAAAGGGUUAAUGGAUCCUUAAUAUGCUUAACCAUAAAAUUAUAAAAUAGUAUGUCAUUUUUAUAUUUAAGUAACAUCUGGUAAACUAAUGUGGCAAUCCAUUUUCAAUCAAGAUUCCCAAAUAUUCAAGUAUAAAAUAUUUCUAACUGUAAGAACUAAAGAGAAGAUACUAAAUAUACAGUAUAGUUCGUUAAUAAUUGGAUCCAUAGUAAUUAUUCAGUUAGUAUUAUCGAAGAUAUAUUCGAACUAGUAUAAAACAUAGAUAUUUGGAACAACAAAGAAGUGAAUAUUUUAUUAAACUGCUUUCUCUGAUACUUUUUUUGUACUAUAUGCCGUAGUGUGUGAAUUAAUGGGAAGACCGAUAAUUUGAAUUAAACAUUUAUUAAGGUUUUGGCUCCAAAAUCUGGUUUAUGGCUCCUAGACUUACACCCCACGCUUUGGUAAUAUCUCUUUAAGCUAUUGAUGUAUACUCACCGAAAGUACUGAUCUAACUGUGCCUUCUAGGAGUAGUAUCUAUCGUCAGAAAUUAUAAGCCAAAAAAUUACUUUACCAAGCCAAAACAUGAUUGUAAAAAAAACCAAAUGCAAUACACCUGCGGCUUGCAUGUGUCAUGCUACACAUAUACAACUGCUGCAAAUGUAAUUUGUGGAAAUUAUGUGUUCACAAUAAUUCUCACAAUAUUAUGGGUAAUGGAGGACUUCUUAAAAAAUACUUGUGUGCGAAUAUUUUUAAUGUGUCAAAACUAAAAUAAUGAAGCAAAUGGAUCUAUUUUACGUUAUUAAUUUAUAUACUUCGUUUAAAAACUAAAAAAAUAUAUUAGAGCUUAAUUUACACAAAAAAAAUUACUUUCAUAAUAGCUAAAUACUAUAAUAUUAUUUCAAUUUCAAAUAAAGCAAGAUCAUCAUAAUGUUUGACUGAAAAAAAAAACAAUGCAGUAGCUGUCAAAACAUAACCUAACGAUAGCUUGCACAUGUCCGGAUUGAAUUUGUAUUGGUAAUUACAGUUCACGUAUAUUAUACUCUGUUUUUUAACCAGGAGGAAUAAACCAAAAAGACAGAUUCACACCCAAGAAAGUUACUAGAAAAGUCACCAAAUACAUCUUCUUUUUUCGUUGAUUAUCUCGGCCUUGCGGUAAUCGAGUAAUCCUUAUCGGUCAACCUCACACGUCAAUUUUAACCUAACUUUAUUAAAUUUAUGUUUGAAUAAUAAAAUAAUUUUUUUCAAUUCACUUCCAAUAUAUAUAUAUUACAAUUAUUACAAUAAAAAAGGACGUUUUUCACAUUUGGUCCCAUGUAUAUAUAUUUAAAUAUCGGGUGAUUCAGUUUUAUAGAUCUCUUGAGUCUAUGGUAUUUAAUUAUAAUUUAGAGAAUAGUUUGAUCGAGAGAAUCAUAUGUUACAGAUCUAAGUAUGGUUUUUCUCAGAAAUUUGUCUUUUAAUAGUAGACCAUAUUCUUAUUCUGGUAUGAUCAAUUUCUUGAAUCUAGUUUGAUUUUCUUACCAGAUACUUUCUAUAAAUAUCUAAGUGUGUAUUGUACUUACAAUUUUUUUAAUGCUGGAUUCUUGUUUAAUUUUGACAGUGAGUUUGUCUCAUUUGUUAUCAACAAAUAUAAUUUACUAAAAAAUACUGGAUUUCUGUGAGAUAAUCAACAAAUACAAUCUAUUAUGUUACAUUCUUGCAUAGUUUUGUAGUUUUCUUGUGAUAAUCUACAAUCAGGAAGAACAAAACCAACUGUAUCAAUACAAUCAAACUAAAACACAACAUUACUUUACUAAUGUUCUUUUAUUGUGAUAAAAACAAAAUGGAAAUGCUUCUUAACAAGUAUACACUAAAUUUAAAGGAUAGUUGCCGUUUUUCUUAUGAUAAUUAGAUAUAAAUAACACAUUUAUAAAUUUAUAAAAACUUUAAACUAUAUUUGGUAUAAAUAUCAUCUAGAAAAAUAUCACAUUAAAUACUAUUAGCAUAUCACCAAGUCCAAGUUAUUACAAACAACUUAAAGAGUCAGAAAUCGAUUUAUAUAUUAGACGAAAAUAAUAAUAAAUAAGUUUCACAAAUGUCAUUAGUGUCAAUAUGUCAUAAUUUAGUGGAGUGAACUUGCCUGCGGUUGGACCAAUUGCAAACAAGCAUUGCGGCGCGGAAAAUUUGAAUUACUCCUGGUUAAAAAACAGACCAUAGUAAUUGACUGAUUUUUUCACUCAUAUGGUAAGCAAAAAUAAACAAGCAAUAUAACAAACAAAAUAAACACACUUGGCACUGGAAUGUCAAUAAAAGUUACAAUACAAUUGUCACUCCUCGAAAACUGGUCAUAAUAAUAAUAAUAUCGCAUGGUAUUUUUGCCGGGGAGAUCCUUUCAUAUAGGUUCCGGCGCCAAUUGCAAUUUUUACCCUAGUAUCGAUGCUCACUACUCCAGGGGGGCCGACGGCUUUAUGUACCCUCAGAAGCACGGUGAACGGCUCGUAUCAUUUUUAGAAAUGAAAAUGUCGUUGUUGGUGUCGAGAUUCAAACUAGUGUGCUCUGGCUUAUGAAACCAAUAUCUUGCCGCUGAGCUACGAACACCAACACUUGUCGUGUUUCAACCAAUCACAACUAAACAAAUACAACGUAGAUUAAACUUAUUCUUUGUAGUUUUUAAAUGUUAAUAAAUAUAUAUACAUAAUAAUGUAUGUAAAAUGUUUCAAGCCGAAUAAAAAGUUCACAAAACAAUGUUUUUGUUGACUUCUUCUUUUUGACUUCAACGGUUUAGACUCAAGUAAACUGCUUAAAUUGUUCGUAUAUGAGCAACAUGUCCAAUUAUUAACGAAUCGUCCUGUAUAAAAUCGAUACUUUUAAAAUCACUUCCAGGUCCUUGUUUUUUAAACUGAAUGUAUGCAACCAUAUCAUCCUUUAAAUCGAAAAUCAUCGCUACCAAAUUUUUCACUUCUCACAUUGCUUGCAUAGAUUCAGUUUUAUCAUGUACCGUAUUGUACUUUGGGUACUAACUUUGUACACGUGUUUUUAUUUGUUUUAUUUAUGAAAUAUUAAUUCGUUUGUGUAAUUGUUUUCAAAAUUAUCUCAGGGUAAUUUGUCUAUCGAGAUAUACGUUGUCUUCGAGAUAUUUUUAAAAUACAAGGCAUUUUGCUAUGAAGAAUGUAAAGGUUUUUAU
Messenger RNA from Diabrotica balteata, 6053 nucleotides. The record is from the annotation of a GenBank genome assembly. NCBI's taxonomy places the organism in Eukaryota, Metazoa, Arthropoda, Insecta, Coleoptera, Chrysomelidae.